AAUUUCCCGGAAUCUCAAAGCAAAGAAUGCGUGGAAUUUGUGAGCGAAUGUGUGGCCAAUGGAUGGCAUCGCAAGCGUUGGCACAGCAUUACAACUGUCAGUGAAUGCCAGCCAAUGAUCAAUAAAAGUCACAUCAUUUGCCUCAUAGACACACAACACGUCAACGGACACAACACCGGCCAACCGGUGGACACACCGGGAGGCUAUUGGGGGGUCUGUGUGUUUGGCGGCACAGACCCACUCGACGACAAGCAGUAUCUAUCGGCCGGUCAUGUCUGUGAGCCCCGGGACAUGACUCACCCAAACGUGACCAACGGUUCCAGCCUUGAAGACUGUCACACAAACUUCUUCGCUUUGGCCGACUUGUGUGGUAUCAAAUGGCGACGACUGACAUGUGAGAGUUCGUGCUCCGAGCCAUUGGAGGACCCGGUGCUCAGCUCUUAUAGCAAAUGCUUGGCCGCCGAUCAGCUGUGCGUUUGGCGUCGGGUGAAGAGCCAGUCGGACAACGGUCUAAACGGCGGCUCGAAGUUUGGCGCCGACAACAACAACCAGAACGCGUUCGCCAAAGAGCUCUGGGUUUUCUGGUACGGCGAAGAACCCGAUUUCAACGAUCUGGUCAACAGUGAACUGUCAGGUACGGCACCCCAUCUGUACCACCCGUCCCCUCCUCUCCUGUGCCACCGAUUAUCUCAUUAA
Molecule: messenger RNA, 696 nt
Organism: Medioppia subpectinata
Lineage: Eukaryota; Metazoa; Arthropoda; Arachnida; Sarcoptiformes; Oppiidae
Source: the annotation of a GenBank genome assembly